UGUCCAUGGAGUCAGGCGACACACAAAUCGAAGAUGAAUAUGAUGAAUUACCUGAAGAAUCAUUUGUUAGAUUCCAAGAGCCAACAACAUCGUAUGUGGAUAUUGUAGUUGGACAUUUAGAAGAGAUAAUGAUGAGUGAUCAUUUUCUAACUAUUCAAGAUAAAUUUAUGAAUGAGAAUUACAAUGAAUUCGAUGAAAAUGAAGAGAAUAAAUUUUCUUAUACAGAAAUUCAUGAGAAAUAUAUUAAUACAGUUGAACGAUUGCUAGAAGAACAAUUAUGUGAAAGAAUACCUCAUUUUUCAAUGCGUUCAUUUAUAGAUAGUUUAGUUUCCAAUAAUGAUUGUUUAGACGGCGAAGUGUUUGACAUGUUGUAUACAUUUUCCGAUUUUCUUGCAUUCAAAGAAAUGAUGGUUGAUUAUAAAAAGGUUAAAACUGGACAAAUUGUCAAUUUGGAAUUGACCAAUUCUAGUAGACAUUCUUCAUUCAUGAUAACAAAUGACCAAGCAGUGGUGAUGAUGGAUGACCCAUUAUUACAUCAUAGUUCAUCUUGUACAAUGUACAAUUCCUGUGCGUCAUCUCCUCCAGCUACAACUACUACUACUACUUAUACGAAUGGCAUGAAUGAGAUGACAGAGCAUGUUCAUAAUGAUUAGACGUGUUUUUCCCGUGUGUCUGUGUGUGUAAAAUUGAGUUUGUUGUUGAUGUUGUUGUUGUUGCGAAAUAAAAGAAAAGAAGUAAAUUGAUGCCAUUUUCAUUUUUCCUUGUAAUAAAUGGUUCAAUGACUCCC
Schistosoma turkestanicum is the source of this 787-nucleotide messenger RNA. Lineage: Eukaryota; Metazoa; Platyhelminthes; Trematoda; Strigeidida; Schistosomatidae. The record is from the annotation of a GenBank genome assembly.